Messenger RNA from Bactrocera oleae (olive fruit fly), 593 nucleotides. It is a transcript of the gene mRpL52, whose product is annotated as mitochondrial ribosomal protein L52. Lineage: Eukaryota; Metazoa; Arthropoda; Insecta; Diptera; Tephritidae. Gene Ontology annotation, biological process: mitochondrial translation. Gene Ontology annotation, cellular component: mitochondrial large ribosomal subunit. The record is from RefSeq and is a predicted model, not a curated record. Gene Ontology annotation, molecular function: structural constituent of ribosome.
AUUACUAUCAACAGUGCUGCCAAGUUAAAAAAUCUCACGGAAUAAAUCAGCAGAUUUUGACAUAUUGAACAUGUUUCAACUUUUUUCAUAUUUGUUGUUGAUUUUGGUUAAAUAAUUGAAAAUGAUCAAGGCAUCAAAUAUUUUGGUUAAUAUUUCUCAAAAUGUGAGAACUACACGCCAAUUUUCUUGCACGGCGAUACGGGCACUUGAUCAAAAGUGGCGUGAACAAAAAGGACUGCAGGGAAAUCCAAAUGCCUUUGGACCGUUAACUAAUUUACCUGAUUAUAGUUUCUUGGAUGGCCGUCCAACUCCCCUCGGUUCUAACCAAAAACGGCGCUUGAAGAAACAGCAAGAGAUCGCCGCUAAAAUUGUGACACUAAGUGGUGAAUUAGAUUUCGCCAAGAAACGAUAUGCUCGCAUACAAGCUGAAGAGGCGGCAGCGAAAGAAAAUGUUAUAAAGAACAAGUUAAAACCCAAGGGGCAUUUGCUUCUAAAGAAAGAAUAAAAAUUGUGUCGUUUUGUUUUCCGCAUAAUUACUAGUUCGACAUAAUUAAAAGUCUUAAGCGCGGUAAGAAAUAAAAUUAUAACAGGAU